Symbiodinium pilosum is the source of this 1365-nucleotide messenger RNA. NCBI's taxonomy places the organism in Eukaryota, Dinophyceae, Suessiales, Symbiodiniaceae. The record is from the annotation of a GenBank genome assembly.
GUGUGUCUCUUGCGCGUGCAGUACAAUGCGACCUUUUUCAUGAGCUUUCUGGUUGACUUCAUCUUCUUCGUUGAUAUGAUGUUGCAGUUCUGCACUGCCUACACGCGGAACAGACCUUCAGGGCUGGUCUUAGAGGUGCGGCUGCAAAAGAUCGUAACCCGGUACGUGAAGACCUGGUUUCUUUUGGACUUCGUGACUCUGAUUCCUUUCGAUCUCUUCAUGCCCCACGAAACUGAGAACGACCUCCCAGGCUACAGCGGUGUGAAGAUUCUCCGCGCACUGCGCCUUCUGAAGCUCAUACGCCUGGCUCGGCGAUCCCUAUGGAUGGAAGAGCAGGAAGCCUUGCGUUCCAUUCCCUACCAGCAGAUUGCGCUUGCGCGCUUCCUUCUGGUCUUAGGCUUAAUGUGCCACUGGCUUGCGUGCCUUUGGGCGCUAACCUUGGAGCUGGUCGACGAUAAGUUCCCCAAGUGGAUUGAUGAUAUCCAAGCAUCAGACCUCGAGUUCGGAAUUGACACGCGGCAAUCUCCCUACCGCGUCUACGUCGCUUCUUUCUUCUUUUGUGCCUACACUGUCACUUCUGUUGGCUAUGGCGACAUCGCCCCGCAGAAUAUCCUGGAGCGGAUUGUCGGCGCUGUGAUUGUGCUGAUAUCUGGCCUUGCUUGGGCCUACAUCAUUGGAGAGGUUGGUGCUAUCGUGGAUGACCUGACCCAUGAGAGCCAGGAAUUCCGACAGCGGAUGCACCGGCUAAACACGAUGAUGGGAGACCAAGGUUUGGAGCCGGACUUGCAAUGUCGGCUCCGGCGCUACUUCCUGCAAAACAGGUAUCAGUCAGUGUUCAAAGAGAGGCAAGCUUUGAUGGAGCGGAUGAGCCCUCAGCUUCGAGCUGAAGCCUGCAUCGCCAUCAACGGCGUCUGGCUUCAGAAGGUGCCUUUCUUCAAGCAGUUCAUCACCCACAUACAGCAGCUGGAGAGUCUAGAUCGCUACACGGGGCCCGAGGAGGCGUGCGUGGCCGACAUUUCCAAGAAGCUCCAGCUUCAAGCAUUUGCACAGGAAGAGAGUUUUGACAAUAUGCAGGUCCUUUUCAUCCUUUCCCGAGGAAUGCUGGCUGUGUUUUGCCACAAGAGUAAUUUGUUCAUCAACGAUGCCUCUCGCAAGUACGGUUUCAAAGCACCGGGAGAAGUCUGGGGAGAGGACUUCGUAUUGUCGGAUGUCUCUCUCAUCCGUGCGCAGACCGGCUAUGCGCUAACUUACUGUGAGGUCCUUUCGCUCACGCACAAUGAUUUCAUGCAGGUCCUGCAGCGUCGGAGGCAGUCCUGCCCAGAGCUUUGGGAGAUCGCCUCUGAGCAUGCAACUAAAGGAAAGUGA